Molecule: messenger RNA, 3432 nt
Organism: Sphaerodactylus townsendi
Lineage: Eukaryota; Metazoa; Chordata; Lepidosauria; Squamata; Sphaerodactylidae
Gene: METAP1
Product: methionyl aminopeptidase 1
Exons: 11
Coding region: 69-1229 (386 amino acids)
Biological process (GO): proteolysis
Molecular function (GO): metalloaminopeptidase activity
Source: RefSeq, a predicted model, not a curated record
UCCCGCCUUUCCCUCCUCCCUUUCCCGGUGCAGCCGCUUGCUUGGGUCGCUCCGGUGCAGCCAUCAGCAUGGCGGCGGUGGAGGCCCGAGUGUGCGAGACGGCGGGCUGCAGCAGCGAGGCCAAGCUGCAAUGCCCCACCUGCAUCAAGCUGGGCAUCCACGGCUCCUACUUCUGCUCGCAGGAAUGUUUUAAGGGAAGCUGGGCUACUCACAAGUUACUGCACAAGAAAGCAAAAGAUGAAAAAGCGAAGCGGGAAGUUUCUGCCUUGACCGUAGAUGGUGAUGUUAACACAGAUCCUUGGUCUGGCUAUCGAUAUACUGGUAAACUGAGGCCUCAUUAUCCACUGAUGCCAACACGACCUGUGCCGAGUUAUAUUCAAAGGCCAGAUUAUGCUGAUCACCCCUUAGGUAUGUCUGAAUCAGAACAGACCCUUAAAGGAACUUCACAAAUAAAGAUCCUUUCCUCAGAAGAUAUAGAAGGGAUGCGAGUCGUGUGCAGGCUUGCUAGAGAAGUAUUAGAUGUUGCAGCCAUGAUGGUAAAGCCAGGUGUGACUACUGAAGAAAUAGAUCAUGCUGUACAUCUAGCGUGCAUUGCCCGAAAUUGCUAUCCUUCCCCGCUGAAUUAUUAUAAUUUCCCUAAGUCUUGCUGUACAUCGGUAAAUGAAGUGAUAUGCCAUGGAAUUCCAGACAGGCGGCCCUUGCAAGAGGAAGAUAUUGUUAAUGUGGACAUUACAGUGUAUCGUAAUGGUUAUCACGGGGAUCUCAAUGAGACAUUUUACGUUGGGGAAGUUGAUGAGGGUGCAAAGAGAUUAGUUCAGACAACCUACGAGUGCCUGAUGCAAGCCAUCGAUGCAGUAAAACCUGGUGUCCGAUAUAGAGAGUUGGGAAAUAUUAUACAGAAGCACGCUCAAGCCAAUGGAUUUUCAGUGGUUCGGAGUUACUGUGGACAUGGGAUCCAUAAACUUUUCCAUACUGCUCCCAAUGUGCCACAUUAUGCCAAAAAUAAAGCGGUUGGUGUAAUGAAGCCUGGUCACGCGUUUACAAUAGAACCAAUGAUCUGUGAAGGUGGGUGGCAAGACGAAACGUGGCCUGACGGCUGGACGGCAGUGACACGUGAUGGCAAGCGAUCUGCUCAGUUUGAACACACUCUUCUGGUCACAGAUACUGGGUGUGACGUUUUAACCCGGCGGUUAGAUAGCAUUCGUCCUCACUUCAUGACUCAGUGCUAACUGAAGCCAAGCGGCAGGGCCUGAACCGAGCGUCUCUGUACUAUGCAUUUUAGUAAAGUGCAGGCUAAAGGGGAAAUUUUUAUCACCUGUUUUCCUCUUGUUGACAGUAGGUGAGAGCAAUUCAGCCUUGCAUUUCCUGAUGCAGAUGAUUGGAAGCAGAUUGGCUUUAAGAGCAUUUAUCUGCCCUCCUGUUACCCCACAACAUUGUUUGAGCUUUUUUUAAAAAACAGCAACACAAUUUUGUUGUUCUUUAUGCUACCCCUUGUUUAUUUUCUCAGCUGGGCUUUGGCAGUUCAAUCAUUGCCAAAGUACCUGCUGGCACAUGUACUUUUUCACUCUGGGCGAAAGGUUUCGGCAAAUGGGCCUCUGCUUUUACAAACGACACCUGAGAUUUUAAAAACUGUUUCUUGUUACAAAGGCAACCCCCUUGCUUAGCUACUGCUGAAAAACACUGUUUUAAUGGGCUGGGCUUUUGUCUGCUUAGAAUUCAAAGGAGGGGUUGUGUGCUAUAAUAGAAAGUGUUAUCUGUUGCCUUGUCAAGUGUACCUGCUGAAUUUUCUUCUGCCUUUUCUGCUUCCACGCUCUGUUGUAACAAUGUGGAAGUAUCACACUCACCUGUUAAACGGAUGGGCCUGUUUCUCUUUGGCUGACAACUGCAAGAGGUGUUUCUUUGUUCAUGGAGGAGAUGAAAUUACCGAGUCUCUGCCUGGCAUAAGCUUUCACCAAAAUGCAGCCUCUCAAAACGGGUAUUACUUGACAGCCAAUGAUGCUCCAAAGGUUUGUGUUGUUGUUUUUUUAAAUGCUAACAAAAUUGAAAUAGGCAGAGUUCUUGUCCUGUAAUACGUAUUCUCUAAUAACAGGAAUGUCCCAAAGACAUUGGGCUGAUUUUGGGGUUUUCUUUUCAAACUUAAUUGACUUCUGUGUGUUUCUCUGGUCAAGUGGUUCUCUGCUGCGGAGCCCUCUUAGAUCUGUAUGGGACUGCUUGUGAUUUAAAAACAAUGUGUUUGGGACCUGGUAAAUCAGGAGUUGGAUCUGAGGCGGUGGUGGUGGGGAGCUACCCAUCCACCCCUUUUCUAUGGAUACUCUGUAGCGACCAAAAAUCACCUCACUGCAGAUUAUGGGGAGAGAGCUUCCACUGCUGGCCAUGAGAAUAACUCCGUGUGCAGUGGAUAAAUUACAGCUGCAUUGCAGAACGUGCAUCAAUGUCAUGUUGCUGCCUCCCCCCCUCCCCCAUAUUAUUUCAGGCAUUGGAGGGAAAGAGGAAAAUAGCCCAAAUAUCCACAGCAGCUAUUUCACCAAAAUAAAAUGAUUUCAGUGGUGUAUAAUGCACUUGAAAGAACCUAGAACUGGACAGUCACACCAAUCAAAGAAAAAAACAACAACCCAGGCCAGCUUCGGCAACAGUAAUGGCGGUGUAAUUUCCCCACUUUCCCACAUAAAUUUGUUGCACCGAUGUGGAUAUUAUGCUGCUGGUGUGGUCCACUGAUGGAUUAGUUUGGUUUUCUGCCAUUCCUCUUUAAUCCUAAAUUCUGUAAUGAAAGGGAUUUACUGUAUUUUUAAAGUCUUAAUACCUGCUUUAUUCUUACAGUGCCAGAGGGUGGGAAUCAGAUCAAGUCAUCAAGUCAUGGGCGUAAUAUGUAGAUUCUAGGCUCAGUGUCUGCUCUCUUAUCAGGCAGGAGGAUUGCAAGAAGCUAAGAACCCCCCAGCAUCAAUAACACUUAACUUCACUAGGGUAUGGGUUUUUGGUGUUUUUUUGCAGAAUGAGUGCAGAUGUGACUUUAACUGUACGAAACAGGUAGACCCUACAGUCUACUUCUGCCAGCACAUGUGCGGGGCGGCUGUUUUUUCACAGCUUCCCUAUUUCACUGCAGAGCAUCCACUUCACGUGCAGUACUGUUUCGGGGGGCAGGAGGGGUUGAACCCUGGAAGCAGCACUAGGUGAGGGCUUACAGCCGGAACGAGAAAAUUCCACUCUUCGAACCAGUCUCAGCUUUUUCUCCUGAGUGCCUCAGAAUUUGUUUUUCUUGAAAAUGUACCGUUGGGAUCUUUUCAUUCUAUAAUGUUGUUUUAGGAACAGUAAAGUGACGGAACUGUUACAAGCACUUGGGUGCAAGCAGAGAUUUUAACAAAACAGGCCGCAAUUCUUGAGUGGAUACGUAUGCAAUGCAUUAAGGAGAUUAAAAGACUGGAUGGUUAACCUACA